AUGCCGACUACAUCUACGACUGCUGCCCCCGGUGUCUCAAUCGCCAACAACGACAAGCGGAAGCUGUCAAACGAAGUGCGCCGCGCCAUCUACGAGGAGCUCUUGUCGCGCAGCAGCGACCGCAUACUACCUCAUGGAUCCUACACUGAUGUCGCACGGAUGUUCAAUUGCUACUGGCGUACGGUGGAGCGCGUGUGGACGCGCGGACUCCUCUCUGUGCUCGAUGGCGAUCGCGUCGCCGACGUUGACUCGAAAUUCAAAGGAAAUUCGGGAGGGAAACGUCGCCACCUUCCCGCCGACAUCGAGCGUGCCGUCAAGGCUGUCCCUUUUCAUGGACGGCAAACCUUGCGGUCCCUGGCGGCGCAAUCGGGUGUGCCCAAGACGACGCUCGUACGCCAUAUGGCUGAAGAAGGAAGGCUCAAGUCCAAGUCCAGCUACUCCAAGCCCUACCCUCACCGAAGAAAACAAGCGAGCGCGUAUGGAACACGCAAUAUCUUUUCUUUCGCAGUCGUCGAAUAG
Aphanomyces astaci is the source of this 519-nucleotide messenger RNA. RefSeq lists its product as hypothetical. The record is from RefSeq and is a predicted model, not a curated record. NCBI's taxonomy places the organism in Eukaryota, Oomycota, Saprolegniomycetes, Saprolegniales, Verrucalvaceae. Bases 1 to 519 code for a protein of 172 amino acids. The transcript is spliced from 2 exons.